AUGCUCCGCCUCCUCCCCAUCCUCUACCUCCUCUCCAAACAGUCCCACGCCUUCCUCGACAAUGGCAUUGUCGGCACACCCCGGGUAAUGUGUGCCGAGAAUGACCUCGGACUCGACAUCACCACCAAGGCUCCAUUCAGGGGAAAUAUAUUUGUCAAGGGCCGCGCCAAGGACAAAAGCUGCCGCCAAUCCUACGCUGAUGGAUCGAACAACACAUAUUCGUUACCCCUUGGCCAAUGCGGAAUGCAACGGUUGCGAUCGGCAAACCCACGCGGUAUCCACUUCUCGGUGACCGUCAUCGUCUCCUUCCACCCAUCAGGCUUCAUCACCAAAAAUGACCGAGCCUUCCACGUCAAGUGUUUCUACACGGAACCCGAAGAGGUUGUAACAUCGCAUAUGGAAGUCAACCAUCUACCAACCACCGAAAUUGCCGACGACAUGCCGAUGCCCACAUGCGACUACUCUGUGCGACGAGACGGACCCCACGGCCCUGUUCUAUCUUUUGCAAAUGUGGGAGAAACGGUAUUCCACGUGUGGGAGUGCAAGGGCGCCGAGAUGGGGAUGCUCGUCAAGAAAUGCGCCGUCAAUGAUGGGGAUGGUGAUGAACAUGCCGUCAUCAAUCCCGAGGGAUGUUCAACCGAUAGCGGCCUACUAUCCGACCUCACCUAUGACAUCAACCUCAUGAGAGCCCACGCAACGAGCCAAGUCUUCAAAUACGCCGACUCAAACCAACUAUACUUCACCUGCCAAAUCCGUCUAUGCCAAAAGACGAUGGGCAACUGCCAGGGGGUCACGCCCCCAAAAUGCGGCCCCGAAGAAGCGCCAUCCAAUCGAACGCGUCGUGAGGCGGCAGAUUUGUUGCUGCGAAACAUGGAGCUUGAUGUGGCGACGCGCAGCCUGCUCGUGCUCGACCCCGAAGACGCCUCACGACUCCGAGGUCAACACCCCGGCCUCUUCUGCGUCCCCUCACAAAUCCUCCCCUUCAUCCCGGUCAUGUUGAUCGCCCUCAUUGUGCUUUCGUUCCUCGUUUUCCACAUAUUUCUCCGGAAACCAAAGUCAGAAAAGGAUCUCAAU
Mesorhabditis spiculigera is the source of this 1074-nucleotide messenger RNA. NCBI's taxonomy places the organism in Eukaryota, Metazoa, Nematoda, Chromadorea, Rhabditida, Rhabditidae. The record is from the annotation of a GenBank genome assembly.